AUUGUCAACUGGGAAAUGGCGCUGUAUGGUUGCGACAUUGCGGCUUGAGAGCUGCGAGACGAGAAUACACGAUGUUCAAACAUUAAUCCGAUGUCCUCUGUGAUUUCUUUUGCAUGGUUGUAAAUGUUACAGACUGAAUGUACGCUGUAGGUGGUAUCAUUUGCUAUUUUGUUAUAGCAACCGGCAUUCAGCAACAGUUUGCUACCGCAGUACUACUUACAUGCUCUCGCCCACUGGUACCUGCUGCUUCCUAUCUUUUGCUUGCAGUCUAAGCGUCUACACGCCGGUAGCAGUGUCACAAAUCUACAAGUUUAAUACUUGCAGGCUGUGCGUAAUUCGGAUUGGUACCGAACUUGCGGCAGGUCGCAGCUUGCAAACUGUAGGCACAUGUAUAAUAGUCACUGACGUUCCGUGCAACUACCACUCAAUCAACAGCCGCCAUGGCCAGUAAAGCAGAAGCAUAAUGUCAUUUGGAAUCCUCGAUUUGUCAACGCUUAUCAUAUGUGCUAAGAAAAGUGUCCAUGGCGACUGAAGACGUAAUGAUCUGACAGGUCGAAGGAGGCGGGGAGUUUGGCUAACCAUGAUAGUGACGAUGAUGGUGACGUCACAGCGUGUGAGUGAUGACUUGAUGGAACCUUCGCUGGACGAUCGUUGAGGGGC
This is a messenger RNA of Ilyonectria robusta, 660 nucleotides long. RefSeq lists its product as uncharacterized. NCBI's taxonomy places the organism in Eukaryota, Fungi, Ascomycota, Sordariomycetes, Hypocreales, Nectriaceae. The transcript has a single exon. Bases 221 to 451 code for a protein of 76 amino acids. The record is from RefSeq and is a predicted model, not a curated record.